Rhinichthys klamathensis goyatoka is the source of this 5046-nucleotide messenger RNA. RefSeq names its product pleckstrin homology domain-containing family G member 1. Gene Ontology annotation, molecular function: guanyl-nucleotide exchange factor activity. Lineage: Eukaryota; Metazoa; Chordata; Actinopteri; Cypriniformes; Leuciscidae. The coding region runs from base 288 to 4928 and encodes 1546 amino acids. The record is from RefSeq and is a predicted model, not a curated record. The transcript has 19 exons.
CAAUGUGUGAGUGACAGGCAGACCGUCAAGACCGUUGCAGUGCGGCUCAGAGCUUAUGUGUGUGUGUGAACCCUGGAUUUACUGAAUGUGUGUGUGUGUUGUGUGCAGAUACCCUCAGUAUCACUCAGGCAGACGGAGCAAUCCUGUGUGUCUCAGGGAGAAUGUAAAGUGAAUUGAAGGAUUAGAAGAGUGUGUUGUGUUGUGUGUGUGUGUGUGUGUGUGUGUGUGUGUGUGGCACUGGUCUGGAAUACUAAGUGGAUAUGUAAUCAAAUCUGGAUCGAGCUGCAAUGCCUACGGAAGAUUAUCCAUUCUCCACUGAUGUUUUACCGCCACUCCCGGAGGUCCCUGUUGGAGGGCCGGUCCUGAGCCAGGCGGGAGGUCCCAUCAGAAACUCUGCCCCGAGACAUUGCUCCUCACGCAGCAUGGACUCCACGCACUGCAACGACCGGCCGGUGAGCUACGGCUCCACGUCUUCGUCCGCCUCCUCCCGGGACAGUCACUGCUCGCUGGGGGGGCGGCCCGUAUUAGGCUCCACCCCUGAGCGGGAUCAUGAUUCUGGAGCCAUCCGAUUGGAGCUGGUGCCAGCCCGACAGCUGGAGGAGGAGGAGUCAGGAAGACAGACACCUACACCCACCAAUCAGGGGGACGCGGAGAUUCAGUCACCAGAAGGACGUAAAGUCCAGUAUGUGGACCGAGUGGUGGAGGAAAUUCUUGAAACGGAAAAAACCUACGUCCAGGACCUUCGCAGUAUAGUCCAGGAUUACCUGGACUGCAUCAGCAACCAGUCUCUUCUGCUGCUGGGAGAUGAAGAGAGGAACUCUUUAUUUGGAAACAUCCGUGACAUCUACCGUUUUAACAGUGAUCUGCUUCAUGACCUGGAGAAGUGUAACGCCAACCCAGUUGCCAUUGCAAAGUGUUUCGUAGCCAAGAGUGAAGACUUCCACAUAUACACACAGUACUGCACAAAUUAUCCAAGGUCCGUUGCUGUCUUGACAGAGUGCAUGCGGAACAAAACGGUGGCAAAGUUUCUGCGAGAGCGCCAGGAGAGUCUUAAACACUCCCUUCCUCUCGGCUCCUACCUGCUUAAACCUGUCCAGAGGAUCCUAAAGUACCAUCUACUACUGCAUGAGAUCGCCACUCAUCUGGAGAAGGAUUCAGAGAUGUACGACGUGAUCCAGGAGGCAAUCGACACCAUGCAGAGGGUGGCCUGGCACAUCAAUGACAUGAAGAGAAAACACGAGCACGCAGUGAGGCUGCAGGAGAUUCAGAGUUUGUUGACUAACUGGAAGGGACCUGAUCUGAUUGGCUAUGGCGAGCUGGUUCUCGAGGGAACAUUCCGCAUCCAGAGAGCGAAAAAUGAGAGAACGCUCUUCCUGUUCGACAAACUUUUGCUGAUCACCAAGAAGCGCGAGGAGACUUACACCUACAAGGCCCACAUCCUGUGCUGUAACCUAAUGUUGGUAGAAGUCAUUCCUAAAGAACCGCUAAGCUUCAGUGUGUUCCACUACAAGAACCCCAAACUUCAACACACUGUGCAGGCAAAGUCUCAACAGGACAAGAGAACGUGGGUCCUGCAUCUAAAACGACUGAUCCUUGAAAACCAUCCUGCCAAAAUACCGGCCAAGGCUAAGCAGGCCAUUCUGGAUAUGGAUACCGCAAACCACCCAAGUUUCAACUACAACUCUGAUGACAAGAGAGUGAACACAAAAGAGGGUCCCUCGCCCCGGAGAGUACGCAGGAAGACAGAGCCCUUAUCUAAGUUAUUGAAAAACUCCAAACAUAUAAUAUCUAGUCCAGAUAUACAGAAGAGUUCUAGUUUUGGAGUCAGUCUGCUGUCACCUGUGGCCACUUUGGGCUCUAUUGGCCGAUCCCGUAGCCUUGUCAGCGAAUCACAAGAAUCUCUGGACCCUGGUGACCACAGUGAUGUAGACGAAGAGCCACAUCCACAGGAUGCUGAUGAUGAGGAUGAUACUGGUUUGAGCUCUGGGGGAAAGUUGAGAGUGCCAGGGAAGGGUAGCCGGAAAAGACUAAACCAGCAAGUGUCGGUGGACAGCAUUGACCAGUGGAGAAACCACAACCUUACUCAUGCAGACCUCCAGACUGCUAAAGAGUCCCUACAAAAUAAGGUUAUCACCCCCCCUAUCCUACGGGUGACCGCACCUCCUGAAUCAGACGGAAAUGAAUACAACACACGCAACAUGCUGGCAACUGGAGAGCAGCCUUCUUUCCGCAACAUAUGGACAGAUCAUCGAGUCCGGAGGGCUAUGUUUCCAACUCGUCAAAAGAGUUUUCAAAUUGACGAUGAUGAAGACAUCUAUCAGAUGUUCCUGCCAACGGAGAAUGAUACAAGCAGUCAUGAUGUUGAGAGCGACCAUGAGGCUGCUGACCAUCCAGAAAGACCCUGUAGCUGGCAUGUUGAACAGACUAAAGCAUCACGCCUAGACCUUCCUACAAGCAGGAGCAGAACAACACUUCGCAGGGCCAGCAGUGUUGGAGAAAACCAAAGUGAGCAACUAAGUCCUAACAAGCGAGCCCUACAAGAGGAAGAGACCAACAACCAGACUGAGUCUUCAAGCAAUGAAAUCUCAGGGUCAUCAUCUGCCGAGCAGUUAACGAUUGAUGAUAUCGAGAAUGUUUAUGACAACAUUAGUUACGAGGAGCUUCAGGCCAUGGGGCUUAUCCGCAAGGAUCAAGCUAUCCAUGCACUCUCUGAGGUAGCAGAGGUCAAAUCUAGGAUAGCUCCUCAAGUUAUCAUAACUCCAACUGAAACUGAGAGUUCAUGUGAGACCAAUAGGUCUUCUGGCCAAGAAGGGGAGCCAUUUGAGACAUGUGAGCUGCAAAUUGUUGAGGAUGAAGAGAAUGUCUACGACACCAUUGUCUUUCAGGAGCCCCCAGUCCUUGCAGCUGAGAUGGAUGAUGGAAAGCCAGACAGUUUGCAGACAUCUGAGGUAGAUCUCAUGACUAGCCAGAUUUUAACAGGGUUUGUAUCUGAGGAAAGAAUCUGUCCUACCAACACAACAGAGGCAGAUCAGCCCCACAUUCCCUCUGCUGCAAUUUCAGACACUGAAACAUCUCAGCUUUCCACAGCUGAUCAUACAUUGGAGAAAGUGGAUGAGAUCUGGACGGAUUUGGAAAACUACAUCCGGAACAAUGAAAAGAAACCAGACAGACUUCCAGCUGCAUUUCCUGUAAGCAGAACAGACAACACAUGUAAAACACAGGACUCUCCCAAAAAAGCACGUAAUUCCUCACACAAAGCAAAAGACUCUCCAAGAAAAACACAUAACUCCCCAAGUAAAGUGACCAGGUUGCAACAGAGAAGUAAUGAUCCCCAAUGCAAAGCACAAGAAUCUCCAAAUAAGAAAGCUAAUUCUGCACAAAAGUCAAGUGAUUCUUCAAGUAAAUUACCCUUAAAAACAAUCCCUGUUGUUUGUGCUGCACCCGGAUCACCCAACCCACCAGCCUCUAAUCCCCCUCCAUGUCUAUCUAUGUCUAUACCUAUCCUCAACACUCCAGACCUCCUCCCAGAAACUGUGUUGGGUGAGAAUGAUGGAGCAUUAUCUUCUCCUGUAGCCCCUUCCCUUCCUCUGCCCCCGCCCCCUACCCCUGAGCCUCAACCUGGCACAGUGAAGAGCAUUCGCAAUAAACUUGCCAGAUUAAGCAGCGGAAGCUUCCGGAUAGACGAUGAGGACAUCCCUUCAUCGAAGGACUCAGGACUUCAUGCCAUGUUUAGUAGCAUGGACUCUGGCUCCUCUAGUCUGCUGCUGGGUGGGGAAGCUGGGGACCAGGUUCUUGAGCUUGGGGAUAGGGGCAAAAACAGAGUGUUCCUCAUGGCUAGACAGUACAGUCAGAAGAUCAAAAAGGCCAACCAGUUACUGAAGAUGAAGAGCAUGGACCAUGAACCCAGUUGCGCUAAGCUAAGGCUAAGCAAACAGAAGGACCUGGCAGCUAUACUGGAGGAGAAGAAGCAAGGCGGCACUGCAAUCGGUGCAAGAAUAGCAGAGUACUCUCAUUUGUAUGAACAUGUGGUUUUUAAGGGUUCUCCAGCCACUACUCCAGUGCUGAAGUCAUCGAUCAGUAUUGCCGGCCAUCAUCCACUUUUCCCCAGCACCACUUCCUCUCCUUCCUUAUCUACGCGCUCUACACAAGAGUCUGACUGGCUGAACUGUACGUACAGUAAUGGGGAACUUGCUGAUUUUGUGUCCUGGCCAGCACAAACAGCAGUAUGCACUUCAACCCCACAGAGAGGAAUGACCCCUGCAAUUUCUACCCCUGCUUUGAAGAACCUCCCGCCUACUCCUAGUACUCCACCCAAUCAGCGUUGGAGUGCUUGUGUGACACCAAGUAAAGAUGACUCCGAUCACAUUUACACUUCAAUUGGACCACGAAACACCAAGGUGUCGUCCUAUAAUCGCUGCCAGUCCUCAUCUUCAUUGAUAGACCAGACUGGAAAAGAAAAUGGCAGGGGGCUAUGCAAUGAGGUGUGGGAAGUGAACGGAAAAGAAUCAAGGACGCAGAUGCCUCGACAGCACAGCCUCCCAGAAUGCCCAGUCCAGGAAACUUCAGACCUCUCAGUGUCAUGUGAUAUCACACUGCGGGACUCACAGCAAAUACUUGUGCUGAACAGAAAUGUGCCACUGAAUGCGCAAAGUGCCACGGAGAAUUACCUGGCCAACUUUAAAGACACUGGAGAUGAUGAUGACGAUUAUGUAGAGAUCCGUUCAGAAGACGAGGAUGAAGAACAGAAGCAAAAAAUAGCUCAAGGCACCCUCGUAAAUGAACAGCAGGUUUCCACUAACCCUGACAUGACUCUGCAGGGAUACUUGUGGGAUGAUCCAGAUUGCAGCCAGCAAGGUGUAAAUCAGCCAACUAUUGUCCAGUCACUGAGGGAAAAGAUCCAGUGUCUCAGCUCAAGCAGUUUUGCAUAGGAAGCAGUAAUGAUGGACUACAUGUUACAUGCUUAGCACAUACAAGGAGGAAAUGAGACACAACAAGCUUAAAACAUCUACAUGGAACAUGAUACACAACUUAAAGACACAACACAAA